AUGCCGCGCUUACUGAGCUUGCUGCGCCAGGCGCGCAGAUGCAUCGGCCUCAACCUGCUGCUCGUGUGCGCGCCCCUGGGGUUCGCCGCCGCGGCCUGGUCCUGGAACCCCGUCGCGCUCUUCCUCUACAACUUCCUCGCCAUCAUCCCGCUCUCCAGCCUGAUCUCGGAUGCGUCCGACAAACUCAGCGAUCGUUGGGGAGGCUUGAUCGGCGGACUGGUGAAUGCGUCGCUUGGCAACACCGUUGAGCUCAUAGUUGGCCUUCUCGCCAUCACGCAAAACAAUGUGAGCGCCGCGCAGUCGGCAAUGAUGGGCAGCAUCCUCAACGACAUCCUGCUCGUCCAGGGAAUCUGCAUCAUCGUCGGCGCCCGCUCCAAGGGCGUCAUCGUGGUCAACUCGGCCCUGGUCGACUCGUUGUCCUCGCUGAUGCUCGUCGCCUCCAUGGCCAUGGUACUGCCCACCGCCCUGUACGCGGCCAUCCCCCACGCCGACGGCAAGGGCUCCGGCAUGAGGCAGCGCAUCGUCUCCUUUAGCCGCGCGACGAGCAUCGUCCUGCUGCUCGUCUACGUUGUCUACCUGUACUUUCAGCACAAGACGCACCGUUCUCUCUUUGACGACCAGUCCGACGAAGACGACGACGGCAACGGCUCCGACCGCACCGACGACCUCGUUGAUGCUUCUGCGCCGGCGCACGAUGUUGCUACUGCGAGGGACUGCGAAAGCGGCACAGACCUGGACGGCACGCCCUCCAUGCAAGACGUGUCCAUCGUCAUCCUCACGCUGGCUCUCAGCUCGCUCGUCAUCGCCGGGUGCACCUACAACAUCAUGCAGAGACUCGGCGAGAUUGUCAAGGCGUUCCAGGUCAGCCAGACGUUCAUCGCCUUGGUCAUCAUCCCGCUCGCGAGCAACGCCUCCGAGAUGACGCAAGUCCUGGCGGCGGCCAAGAAGCACAAGAUUGACUUUGCCAUCGCGGUAAUCGUGGGCAGCAUCCUGCAGAUUGCCCUCUUUGUGCUGCCCGCGCUUGUCGUCAUUGGGUGGAUUAUUGGCAGCAAAAUGGACCUCUAUUUCGAAAUGUCACAGACUUGUGUCCUGCUUUUCGCCAUUGUACUGGUCAACCAGGUUCUGCAAGAUCGGCAAUACACCUAUCUUCACGGCAUGAUGUUUCUCUGCGUGUAA
This is a messenger RNA of Cordyceps fumosorosea ARSEF 2679, 1176 nucleotides long. RefSeq names its product Calcium/proton exchanger superfamily. Bases 1 to 1176 code for a protein of 391 amino acids. Gene Ontology annotation, biological process: calcium ion transmembrane transport; intracellular calcium ion homeostasis. NCBI's taxonomy places the organism in Eukaryota, Fungi, Ascomycota, Sordariomycetes, Hypocreales, Cordycipitaceae. Gene Ontology annotation, cellular component: fungal-type vacuole membrane. Gene Ontology annotation, molecular function: calcium:proton antiporter activity. The transcript has 2 exons. The record is from RefSeq and is a predicted model, not a curated record.